Molecule: messenger RNA, 1769 nt
Organism: Magnolia sinica
Lineage: Eukaryota; Viridiplantae; Streptophyta; Magnoliopsida; Magnoliales; Magnoliaceae
Product: E3 ubiquitin-protein ligase At4g11680-like
Exons: 5
Coding region: 282-1454 (390 amino acids)
Source: RefSeq, a predicted model, not a curated record
UUUCUCCGCUUUCGAGGCCUUUUUUCCAUCUUUGGGGCCGUUGCCUGGCGGGUCCCACUUUCAUCUCCCACCCGCAGCGUGAGCCUAGUUCCAGCGAAUCAAAACUUCUCUAUGUCGUUUUUAGCUGACCUUUUUGUCUAUCUUUGGCUUCAAAACCGGUAGAGGUUUUGGGAAUUUCGGUCCUUUUUCUGGGAAUUGGGGUUUUGAGGUGGACCCAAGAAGAAUCUACUCCGUCUAUUAGGGUUAGGGUUUUGUCUAUUUAGGACACCUUCAAAAUUCAAAUGGAGCGGUCUAGGACGACUCCAACGACGACGUCAGCAUCUUUGAAUUCCGCUGCUGCGGACGAUAUAAUCGACUCGACUCCAUUUCUCGGGAGUUCAUCUCCGAAUCGAGACGAUGAUCGGAGCCGUCGGUUCUCGCGCGUGCCCUCCCUGCGUGGCGCGGCUCGGUUCCUCCGCCAGGCCAGCAGUGGUCGGAUGAUGAGGGAGCCAUCAAUGCUGGUGCGAGAGACAGCCGCGGAGCAGCUGGAGGAGCGGCAGAGCGACUGGGCUUAUUCGAGGCCGGUCGUCCUCCUCGACAUUCUUUGGAAUUUGGCGUUCGUGGGCAUUGUGAUGGCGGUUCUGGUUUUGAGCAGGGACGAGUCGCCGUCGAUGCCUUUGAGACUUUGGAUUGUGGGGUAUGCGCUGCAAUGCGUGGUGCAUAUGGUGUGUGUUGGUGUUGAAUACAGGCGGCGGCACCUGCCGUGGCGGAGGAUUGUGGUGGAGAGCAGGAGCUGGGGGAGUACCAGUUCAGGUGGUCGGCAAAAUGUGGAGGAAGUUGGGGAGGAAUAUGCUGUCCGGAGUGAGGAUGCGGAGAGGACUAGUGUCCCAAAGCAUCUGGAGUCCGCAAAUACAAUAUUUUCAUUCAUAUGGUGGAUCAUUGGAUUCUAUUGGGUAUCUGCUGGAGGCCAAACUUUAACCCAUGAUGCACCUCAGCUUUACUGGCUUUGCAUAGUUUUUCUGGCAUUUGAUGUGUUCUUUGUUGUUUUCUGUGUUGCCUUGGCGUGUGUCAUCAGCAUUGCUGUUUGCUGCUGUCUUCCAUGUAUUAUUGCAAUUUUAUAUGCAGUGGCUGAUCAGGAAGGAGCAUCCGAUGAAGACAUCCGUAAGCUUCCAAAAUACAAGUUCCAAAGGAUUGGCAAUUUUGAAAAUCUUAGUGGUGAAAUAUCAGAACCUUUUGGAGGAACAAUGACUGAAUGCAGCAGCGAGAUGCCCACCGAACGCGUUCUUUCUGCCGAGGAUGCUGAAUGUUGCAUCUGCCUGUCUGCUUAUGAUGAUGGGGUCGAGCUGCGUGAGCUUCCUUGCGGCCAUCAUUUUCACUACACCUGCAUAGACAAGUGGUUGUACAUCAAUGCUACUUGCCCGCUCUGCAAGUAUAACAUCAUAAAGAGUGCUAGCCAUGGUAGGGAAGAAGUGUAGCAGAUGGUUCUUUUGCCAUGUGCCAUCAACAGUUACAUGGAACAGAUGCCCACACAGACAGCCAGGGUACACAUGCUCAUUGUGUAACAUCAUGUAUAUCUUUUAUGUUCUAUGCUUGUUUCAUUCACGCAUGAAUACAAUGUGCGUUUGGCGGUGUAUAUACUGCAUGUAACUAUGUUGUUUCCAUACUGGGUAUUUAAUGUAUUCAAGCUUAUGCACUUGCAACAUAUUGUGUGGGUCGGAAGGGAACCAGCUUGUACAUGUUUUGGGCCUAGCAGCCUUUAUCAAGGACGAGAGAGCAUUGAUUCCUUUUCA